Didymodactylos carnosus is the source of this 588-nucleotide messenger RNA. The record is from the annotation of a GenBank genome assembly. NCBI's taxonomy places the organism in Eukaryota, Metazoa, Rotifera, Eurotatoria, Philodinida, Philodinidae.
AUGUCAUCUGUCGAUCAACUUCAAUUACUCAUUCCUACGCUAAAUCAAACACCGCCCCUUCCCAUUCACACUCUUCCAAUCUACAGUAUUGGCUCCGGUGCAAUUGUGAACAAUGCACACCUUCCAGCAUAUCAACUUGCAAAAUUUAAUGUCAUUGGUAUUUACGAUAAAAAUUUAGAAGCAGCGCAGAAAACAGCUGAGAAAUUUGGAAUUUCAAAUGUAUUUAAAACACUCGACGACCUCAUUUCAGCAUCUAUCACCUCUUCGUCAUCCAAAGUCAUCUACGAUAUUGCAACACCAGCAACAGAAAUUUCACUUAUUCUACAACACUUACCACAAAAUUCCUAUGCAUUAAUACAGAAACCAAUGGGUGAAACUCUGGAGCAAGCACGUGAAAUACGUCGUCUAUGUAAAGAGAAAAAUAUACAAGCUGCAAUUAAUUUUCAGUUACGUUAUGCACCACAAAUGUUAGCUGUAACAGAUUUAUUGAAGAAAAAUGUAUUGGGAAAGAAAUUGACAACAGUUGAAAUACAUGUAAAUACCUACACACCAUUUGAAAACUGGCCGUUUUUGGAAAAGGUAGGUUAA